Messenger RNA from Aplosporella prunicola CBS 121167, 1434 nucleotides. RefSeq lists its product as uncharacterized. Bases 1 to 1434 code for a protein of 477 amino acids. The transcript has 3 exons. Gene Ontology annotation, biological process: lipid homeostasis; nuclear envelope organization. Lineage: Eukaryota; Fungi; Ascomycota; Dothideomycetes; Botryosphaeriales; Aplosporellaceae. The record is from RefSeq and is a predicted model, not a curated record. Gene Ontology annotation, cellular component: nuclear envelope; nuclear membrane.
AUGGACAGGCGAUCUGGGCACACGCCCAUGGACUACGAGUACAGCAACGGCACCGGUCCUGUCGACGAGACCAGCCCGUUCAUCACGGCGAGUCGCAACGCGCAAAGUACAGCGAAGAAACGCACUCACAACUUCCUGGACACGCCGUCGUCGAAACCACAGACGCCCAGCCUCCGUCCCCCCGCCUCCCAGCCCUUUUACUUUUCGCAAACGCCCUCAGCCUUUGGCGCACCACCUCAGCGCAGCCCCGACAAGUCGCAUAUGAAAGACCCCAAAUUCACUACUCCGCGCAAGUUCGACCUAGACUUUAACAGCUCCGGCGGCGAAACACCUGACACGCCCGCCGUCGAAGCCGACAGCGAAGCCACGCCCGACAACAACAUGGGCAUUAGGCGCACCAUCAACUUUAUGGCCGGACGCAGCACCAGCCCCACCAAGAGUCCCAAGAGGAGAGAUAGCUGGUUUAUGAGCGCUGUACGCGGGCUAGGAAGCCCAGGCAAAGAUCGCGACGGUAAAGAAUUGGUAAAAGUGCGGGAGCCGUAUACGGACAAGGCGGAGCGGCGUAUCAUAAAGCGGAGAGAGCGCUCGCGACGUACUCCUGGCGCGCGGCGAACACGUAACAGCAGAGACGAAGACGCAGAAGAUUCGGACGAAGAGGGAGAGAAGAGCACGAAAGACAAGGUCAAACAGAAGGCACAAGAGGCAAAAAGCAGCAUCGUCGCGGCCAUCUUCUCGUACAUCGAAACGCAUCCGGCUCUUCCCCACAUCCUUUCGUACUAUGCGCAACUGCUGCUCAAUUUCUUCGUCGUCUUUGUCAUCAUUUACGCCGUAUACACCUUCUGGACAGCUAUCAAGGGAGAUGUCGAUAUCGAGUCGGAGCGCGCCAUUGCGGAAACGCUGGCUGAGAUGGCGGUCUGCGCGCAGAAUUACCGCGAAAACCAGUGCGAUCCCGGUACGAGGAUGCCGGCGCUCGAAGUUGUCUGCACAAACUGGGAGAAGUGCAUGUCGAAGGAUCCGAAGGCUGUGGGCCGCGCGAGGGUCAGCGCGCAUACAUUUGCGCAGAUCUUCAAUUCCUUCAUUGAACCUAUUAGCUAUAAGGCUAUGGCCUUCUCCCUCGUAAUCAUCUUCGGCUGCAUUGCCAUGUCCAACUUCGCCUUCUCCAUCUUCCGCAACAAAUACGCCCACGACCACCCGCAGCAAUUCCCUCAGAACCAGCAGCAACAGCAACAGCAAUACCCGCCGCACUUUGUCCCUCCCACGCCGCAGCACCGCAUGCCAUCUGGCAACUGGCCCGAGGGCGGCUACUGGACCCCCAUGCACGCCACGCCGUGGCAAGGCGGCUUCCCGCCCAGCGCAGCCAUCAUGCAAAGCAGCGGGAUGGAGCCGGCGCCAAGCGAGCGCGGCAGCCCUGUCAAGGCCGUGGCGUUCAGGUGA